AGUGAAAGUGAUCGUGCAGAGAGAGUGAGAGAUGGAGGUUCCCGGUUCAUCGCAGAAGAUGAUAGCGACACAAGAGGAGAUGGUGGAAGCGAAGGUUCCCCUUGCAUACAGGGACCAGUGCGCACACCUCCUCAUCCCUCUCAACAAGUGCCGCCAGGCCGAGCUCUACCUUUCAUGGAAGUGCGAGAACGAGCGUCACUCCUAUGAGAAGUGCCAGUAUGAGCUCCUCAUGGAGCGCAUGCUUCAGAUGCAGAAGAUCAAGGAACGAGCCUCCCUUAAUCACUCCCAAUCCAAGGGCGCCGCCUUUCCCGUCAUCCCUAAAACCGCCAAUGCUUGA
Molecule: messenger RNA, 337 nt
Organism: Arachis duranensis
Lineage: Eukaryota; Viridiplantae; Streptophyta; Magnoliopsida; Fabales; Fabaceae
Product: NADH dehydrogenase [ubiquinone] 1 beta subcomplex subunit 7-like
Exons: 1
Coding region: 32-337 (101 amino acids)
Cellular component (GO): mitochondrion
Source: RefSeq, a predicted model, not a curated record